AUACAUCGUCUAAUAUUUGCAAGCAGACUGACAAAAGGCAUUUCUCCUUUCACUCGUACACCGUUGACAGAUAUUGUAGCAACGAGUUAAUGGGAAGUAUAGUGACGGAUUCGACCGUCAUACAUGAAGAAUAGCAUCCUGUGUUGACUCUAAUGACUCUAAUUCUAAGUCUUCUAAAACCAUUGGUGAGCUGAAUACCCUGCUGUUUCCAGGCAAUGAUCAGGUAGCCCCUGAUAGCCACAAGUGAAUGUCAGCAGUUGGGUCUGUUACGAUGCCGUUAUCAACAGUGGCACAGGUGUUGCUGAGAGGCGUCUCCGUUUGCUCCAGGCUUCCCCAGCAUGCAUCACGUGGGAAAUUCUUCCACCAGUUCUCCAAGUUUCAUGACUGUAAGUUUUCCACGUCUGCAGUUUCAAGAUCUGUUUACAGUAUUGAACGUGGUUUCCUGCCGUGUUCCAAUAGAAGUAAAGCGGUCUGUUUGGCCGCUGUUGGAAAUUCUCAUAGGAAUAGAUCCUUAGAUUGCAUAGUAAGAAAUAAAUCUUCAGGAAUAGCAGGAGAGGUGAGCCAACCACAAAAUGAGAAGAAAUACAACACGCAAACCCUCCUGGAAUCCUGGUUCUACGAAGUUUCCCCUAGAGGCUCUAUGGAGGCCAGCUUGCCGUUCAACACCAUCAUCAAACCUCUCCCUCCACAAGAGUACCCCAACAUGAACAAAGUCAUUCUUCAGCUGCACUUCGAUUCCAAAGCUGGACAGGAGGUGCCUACCGCUCAUCAACUCAGUGAAAUUUGUGAUCUGUACGACCAGAAUGUGACAUUUGACAAGGAUAAAGCCAAUAUGAACCUGUCUUAUGAUGUGACAUCAGGCGUCGUUCUCCCAGUUGUGUGUCAUCUCCAGGUUCCCCUUCAGUUCAGUCUGUCAGUAACCAUGCUGGGGGAUAGUGAUGUGACGAUAGAACGGAUGGAGAGUGACGCCAUUGUCGUCAACACCGACAGAGGAGACUGCAAUCUCAAAAGCAUUAAGUGUGGUUCCGCCUCCGCAUUCUGUAGAUCCGGGAACAUUACCAGCAAAUCCAACCUCUUGGGCAAUGUUCUGUUCCACACAGGCAGAUCUGGGUCCAUCCGGACAGACAAACUCCAGGGCUCCAGUAUUUCCUGUGAAACAGAAAUGGGCAGCAUGAACGUGAAGUCCCUGUACACUGGCACGGCAACCUUCAGGUCAGACGCAGGAAAUGUCCACCUCGGCCACUGCCACGGGCAGAUCUGCAUGCAGGCCGAGAAUUCUCACUUCAAAAUAGAAAGUUUGGAUGGCGACCUAGACGUCUCUCUCCAAUCCGGUAGUGUGGACGUUCAUUUCAGCCACCAUGAGAAAGCUGACAUUGAAAUCACCUCGGGCGAUGUGUCGUUGAGCUUUCAGGAAGGAGCAAGCACGGAUCUGAAUCUCGACUGUGCAUGGGUGACGGUGGAUGAGAACAUUGACCUUCAUCUGGCAAAGACUUCUCUUCCUCGACACACUGAAGGUUUCAUAGGGGAGAGGGGCAAGUCCCAGACCAACGUCCGGACUCUGUCGGGCUCCGUUCAUCUCAAGCAGCUGGACUGGAUUCAGACCACAAAACUGGCUUCCUUUAUGGAGAGGGAGAAACAAGAUUAGGCAACCUUAUCCCUUUAGUUUAAAAUACAAGUAUAGUAUCCAGAUUACCAUUUCUAUUUUGUGACUUGUAUCUAAUUUGCACUUUUUUUUUCUUAUUUCUAAAGCACCUGUUCAAAUCUAGUCUUUUUUAGGCUUGGGUGAUCUUCAGUUCUUUGCUCGUAUAGAUGUGUUAUAGCAAACUCCUUUCUUUCUACAGUAUUAUUUUUAUUAUCAAUUAUAGGCACUUAAAAACUUUUUUUUUUAGUGCGUGACUCAUGGUACAUUAUGUACCUAUUUAUUUUGCUCAUGUGUGGGUUCACAAUUCAUAGAAGGAGAGUGUGCAUGUAAGUGUAUCAUAAUUAUUAUGUGUGGUAUAGAGAGAGAGAGUGAGCGGGAGGACAAUGGGUUUGUUUGUAUCUUUGUGAAGUAUGUUACAAAAAUAUGUUCAGUUUUGAUCUGGUUGUGAACAACGUGAAGCGCUUAGAACCACACUGGGGUUGACACUAGAUGUACUGUAUUAAUUACAGCAUUAUUAUUGUCAUAUUUUAAUAUAAGCCUAUAAUAUGUAAAAGAUAUUAUAAAAAUUAUUAUGUGUGAAUGUAAGAAUGUUAUGGGAGUAAAUGUGCGUUGGGUAGCCUUCUGUUUUUCUUUUCUGUGGAAAAUAUCGGAUUGUGAAUGUUUGUGUAUUUUAUCAGUCUUUAUGGGUUUUGAAUUUUUGAAUGGGUAAAUGUUACCCCAGAUCUGCUGUAUAUGAUACAGUAAUUUUUAUGUACACUUUGAUGCAAUGUUCUACAUUUUUGUUACAGCUUCUUUCCUUUAUAUUCUGAUAACCCUUGUCUAUACACACUUGUAGCCUACAGGUAUAUUUUUAUCUGCCUGUUGGCAGGUGGUUUGAGGUUGCCACCAGAAGUUCAUACUUCUUUUGCUCUCUUUCUUUUAUUUCUGUGUACGCUUCUUGCUUUUUUUGUCACUAAAAAACUGUUAUCAUGUUGUUGGGCUUCACUUUUCUCCAACAAAACUUUCCUGUCAAGUGAUGUUACAUACUUUUCCUUGAUGAAGUGUUGAAAGUAAUUGAUUUUGUGUCAAACCCAGUUAUAUUAUACCGCCUACUUUGGGACGAGCAUAAAACUCGCGGUACAGUGGGGCUAUGGAAUAACAGGAGAGAACCAAUUGCCAACUUGACCAGUGGUAAAAGGCUAGAGACAAGAGGCAAACUUUGGCCAGUUUUGCCUCAUCUAGAUCUGUUUUGCGUAACUGCCAUGCGCAAAGAAAAAGACAAGUAGUCACCAAUUGCACAAUAGUUCCAACUAAACCUCACACAAA
Molecule: messenger RNA, 2947 nt
Organism: Aplysia californica (California sea hare)
Lineage: Eukaryota; Metazoa; Mollusca; Gastropoda; Aplysiida; Aplysiidae
Product: protein FAM185A
Exons: 2
Coding region: 248-1645 (465 amino acids)
Source: RefSeq, a predicted model, not a curated record